UCUGGAACUUGCCGUCAGUCCGAGGAAGGUUUGUCGUUUGUUGACUGAAUCGAUGAUCUCCCUUUUUAUCCCUUUUUAAGGUCCACGACAGUUAAGUAAAUACAAUGAGGAACAAAACAACAGACAGCAGGUAGUGACAGAUCUGUACUUUUUAAGUAAACCAGUGUUUAAGGGCAAAGCAAGAGCCAGAAUUAGAGAAGAAGAGGCAGUAGAGACUAUCGCUUUUGGCUGAUCCAGGAUGGCUUCGUCAAAGGCCGUCCUCUGCUAGCUGCUGUGCACAUGAUGCCAUUAGUGGACCCUCGGAGGGCUUCAAGCCACACACAAUCAGGAGCAUCGCGAUCUAGCUUGACACAUCACUUGGGUAAAACUGCAACUACAGAGCCUUCAAGGACAAAAACUACUGAAGUAAACAAGUGAAUCUAUCAGAAGAAGGGAGAACUGCUAAAGAAUCUGGGAAGGACAACAACAAUCACAGAGGGUCACAGACUAAGAGUGGUGGUAACACUCCAGUCAGCUUUCCUUACCUGGGCAACAAACCCCUCGUUCCUCCUCACGGCCCCAGUGUUGGUAAAGGUGGACCUGGUACUCAGGGGUCUGAGGUGUGGGACCUGAGAAGGCUAGAAGAGGAAAGUGAAGUAGCUUUAGAGCGUCGGCGGCAACAGCUGACGCAAGAGUUGAUGCGCGAGAUGGCUGGUGACUCGCAUCACCAUAUGUCAGCUAUGGAUAAGAAGCAAAUGCAUGGUCAACAUGGCCAUCGAAGAAGCAUUUCAUCUUCAAGUAGCAGCUCAUCCUCAUCCACUUCCUCGUCAACCUCAUCAUCCUCAAGUUCCUCCUCCACUGACACUUCAGCUCACAGGCCUGGCCACAAGCGGGACACAAAGCGCAAGCCAAGACCCAGCAAAAGGGUUGUUCCCACAGGCGACCGCUCCAAGCUUAAGAAGACCAAGUCAGCAUCAUCUUCGAGAAAACAUAGUAGUAGCAAAAGCAGUAAGAAGAGUCAUCCUAGUAAGAAGGACCAUGACAAAGUUAGGAGUCACAAGACUAGCCGUUCACCCACCAGAAGGAAGAGUUCCAUGUCCAAGAAACUUUUGUCUCCUGGACGCAAACGCUCACCUUCUCCUAGUUCCAGAAAGUCACACAAGAUAUCACCUGGAUCCUCUAAACGAAGUAAGAGUAGAAAGAGGUCACACUCUCCUAGAGAACGUGUAGAAUACCGAGACAAUCGCAUGGCUGUACCAGAGAGAUCCCUAAGCCAUGGGCGUGACCCUAGCCUUGGAUCUCACGCGGGUUCAUCACGUGGUCGAGAUCCAAGAGUUGAUGAGCGAAUGCGUAGAAUGUCUCCUGAGCAGAUAGGAAGGGACAGAUACAGUGGCAGAGCUGAAUCACCAAGUCGGAGAUAUGAAAAGGAGCGUGGAAUGGAAGAAUAUGUUGAACAGCGCCGAGAGCGUCGGUCUCCCAUAUCAAGAUCAAGAGAAGUUGAAAGGAAGGAUCCUCAUCGACAUAGAGAUUAUGACAGGCAUGAACGGGACCAUUAUGAUGAACGACGACGUGAUGACCCAAGAAGAGAAGAUCGUGAAAGGGAGCAGUUGAGAGAGCGAGAGUUGAGGGAGAGGGAGUUGAGGGAUAGAGAGCUGUUAAAGGAAAGGGAGAGAGUAGAGCUGAUGGAGCGGGAACAAGAACGUGAAAGAGAGAGAAUGAGAGAAGUGGAUGACAGGAGAGGACGCUAUGCAAGAGAGCAUGAAUUUGCAAGGGAGAGAGAAGUAGUGGUACGUGGUGGUGGCAGGGAGUAUGAAGGAGAAAGAGAGUUCUAUUCACCAAGGGGACGGCCAGAGAUAGAUGCAAGAGUUAUGCCUGUUGAUGAUCGACGAGCCUACGAAGACCCAGCAUAUGAUAGAUAUCAGAGUGAACGUGAACGUAGCCGUUAUGAAGCAGGUCGUGAUCGAUAUGAAGAAUUAUCUUUACAUGAUCGUCGAGGACUGCCUCCUAUGGAGGAUCGACGCUCAGAUCGCAGAGGCCCUCCAAUUGAUACUCGUUUUCCAGAUGAACGUAGAAGAAGUGGAGGUAGCCUUGACCCAAGAGCUCAUGAAGCAUGGGUGGAGGAGCAUCGUGGAAUGGAGCGGUUGGAGAGAGCAGAGCACUUUGCCCCCCAUGUUCCCCCUCGUCAUCGCCACCAACCAGACUGGGUGGGAGGCCGUCCACCUGCAGCUUGGGAAAGGCAUAAACACCCCAGGCAUGAAGACUGGGGAGAUGAGUAUGGUGUUGCAGUUGGCAGUCGAGGUGGAGAAUGGGGAGAGGAACCUCAUGAGUGGGUAGGGGACCGUCAGGGUCCUUUGCCACCCCAUCAAGAACAGUGGAGUCAUCCCAGAAGGAGCUACAGGGACGAAUGGGGAGCCAGAGGAAGCGAGUGGGUUGAUCGGCCUCUUCCUGCUUAUUCUGGUGGGCGUGAUUUGGGUCCUCCUGCACCCCAGGGACCUUCAGUUGGAAGGGCAGAUCACAGUCAGCCUCCACCACUAGGACGCAGGACUCGCAGGGAGCCAGUGGAGCAAGUCAUAGACCCACCUCCCUUGGCUGGAUCUUCAAGCUGCCAUCAUCUGCCUCCUAGCAGUGAGGAUGAGGGUAUUGAAAGUGCCUUGGUGCCUCCCAGAGGUGGGGAUGCAGGCACUCCCCCACCCCCGGACCAGGACCAGGCACUCAUGCCAGGUAAUGACGGGGAGUUGUGGGAGUAUGAUCCUGGCAGAGGUUCAUGGGUGCGAAGGGCAGCCGAUGCUCCACCAGCACCUGAAGCUGAGUCACCUUCUAAGAAGGAAAAGUCCUUGUCAGAACCUCCGCAGGAAGCAGAGAGUGAAAAUGGAGGCACUGCAGAGAUAAAGAAAAGGAGUACACCAGAAGAACCUGUCAUUGAGGAAGUAACAGCCAAAAAAACACGAGUAGAAGCUCCAGCAGAUGUUGAGGAGCCUGAAAACACCCUGCAAGAGAAGGAUACAUUCAGUGACAUCAGUGAUGAUGCUGAUGACAUUCUUAAUCAAGAGGUUGGAGGAUACAAUGAUGAUGAUAGUCGCAACUUGAGUUCAAGUCAGUUGGAGCCUGCCUUUUUCCACCAGGAUUCACGGAACAUGAGCCGUGAGAAUGGACCGUCAUAUGAUGAUCUGUUGGAUGAUGAAGAAGCCAUUCACCUUGAGGAGAUCAGUGAUGAUGAGUUAGAAGAAGAUCGUCAGGCUAAAUUUAAUGUUGCAGGUGCUUUGGAUAUAAACUGGGCUUCUCUUGUGCGUGAUACCCCAGCAACACAUGAGGUUGCGGCAGGAACAGCUCUCAAGAGAUUCAGUCCUGCUCACCUGCUGGCACGGAUAGGAGUGUCUACUAGAUAUGCUAGAAAAGAAGUGAUAGAAAAAGUCAGAGCUGUGUGUGCUGCAGACGCUGCUAAAGAUGAAGAACCCAAGGACAUUGAAGUGCCACCUGUAGUGGACUCCACAGGUGUUGUUCGCUUAAUAAAGGCACGAGAGGAGAGCCGCCAAAGAAUCCUGGAUAGUAUUGGUCCCAACAGGAGAGCUCUCUGUGCAAGGCAGGAUAUUGCCCUAAGACGACAACUGUGCAAUCUCCCGGAGCAAGAUCUUCUGGGUGACAAUCCAUUGCUUGACAAGGAUUUGUUUAGACAGUCGGUCUCUUUACUGAAAUCAUGUUGAGCAAGACCUCCUGCAGAUGUUAUAAAAAAAAAUAUAAUAAUAAUUUUUUUUUAUCAAACUGAGAUGAUGCACAAGAGUGGAUACAUCAAAAAUGAUAAUUAACUAUAAAAUUUUCUUACAGAGAUAUUUUCUUGAUUGGGACAGUUAGGUUGAAUAAUAAAACAGUUGUAUUUUAUCUGAUUUUGUAAUUUCCUUGCUUUCCACCAGAGUACUUCAACAUAUAUAUAUUGUAGAAUUGUGAAAUACAUGAAUCUGAUCAUUGUGA
Molecule: messenger RNA, 3945 nt
Organism: Penaeus chinensis
Lineage: Eukaryota; Metazoa; Arthropoda; Malacostraca; Decapoda; Penaeidae
Product: zinc finger CCCH domain-containing protein 13-like
Exons: 23
Coding region: 678-3680 (1000 amino acids)
Cellular component (GO): RNA N6-methyladenosine methyltransferase complex
Source: RefSeq, a predicted model, not a curated record